Ostertagia ostertagi is the source of this 426-nucleotide messenger RNA. Lineage: Eukaryota; Metazoa; Nematoda; Chromadorea; Rhabditida; Trichostrongylidae. The record is from the annotation of a GenBank genome assembly.
AUGAAAAGUCACAAAAGUGCAUUGAACGAUUCACUCGGUUUGAUCCGAUCCUACAGUGAUAUUCGGACAAAUUCUCCCGUCCUCGAUCGCAAAGCCUAUAAUCAUUGUGACAUCUAUCAUCCUUCAUACAGAUCAAAGUCUGACGUCGCUGUGGCGCAAUAUGAUGGUGUCAUGGCUUCGGAAGAAUCUGUUGUUGGUGAUGACCAUCGGUUCUGUGAUCGUCGUCGCCUUGCUUGGGUUCGCCGUUCGUACCCUGCACCUUUCACCACAGGUAUUAUCGUCUUCUGCAUUGCGCUGGGCAUUUCUUUAUCACAGCUUGGAGCUGAAGCCGAUGUUAUGAUCCAGUUCUUUGCUAUCAUGGAUAAAGUCAUCAUGAAACUCGUCAUGACGGUCAUGUGUACUCACCUUUCGGAAUUAUGUGUCUAA